UAAAAUGAGUUCUCAUUCAGAAAUUAUGUCAAAAUUACGGAAGAGUCCAGAGGUGAGGAAUCUCAGUCGAGAAAUCCGAAAACUACAUACAACCGAGUUGAAAGCCAGAUUACGAUCGCUGGGCGCUAACACGAAUGGCCCUAAGGAUUUACGCCAGGACAGAUUGCUACGUGCAGUACUAUGGUGCACCGGCUACCAAAAGUCAGUGCCAUGGUACGAUUGGGACAACGCCAAAGAGGAACCAACUCAAUCGUCGGAAAAUUUCACGAGUAGGCGCAAUUCCAAGAGAAAACAUGAACAAACGUAUGGAGAAGAAACCGAGAAAAUUCGAGUAACGAAGAUGAAAUCGCGUAGUGAUUAUGUUGAUAGAGGUCAAGACCACGAAAACCAAGACAGUUCCAGCAAAGCCAAGCCUCAGCAUCAGAAAGAGAAGGUGUCGAAGAAGAAGAUUCGAAGACUACGUGGUCGAGUUAGAAGUCGAAACCGAGAUCGAAGCCAGAGUUCUAACAGUAGUUCAAGUCGAAGCAGCCGUAGUCUGAGCAGUAGCAGCAGCUCGAGCAGCAGCAGUUCGACGAGCAGCAGUAGUUCAAGUCGAAGCAGCAGCAGUUCAAGUCGAAGCAGCCGCAGUCCGAGUAGUAGCAGCAGCUCGAGCAGCAGCAGUUCGACGAGCAGCAAUAGUUCAGGUCGAAGUAGCAGUAGUUCGAGUCGAAGCAGUUGGAGUUCAAUUAGUAGUCGUUCUAACAGCCGUGCAAGCCGAAAUUCAAGUAGUAACAGCCGGAGCAGCAGCAUUAGCAGUUUCGACAGCCGCUAUCUAGAGCCAGAGUCGGAUAGUGCUAAGAAGAUUGCUGAGCCAGUAAUUUACAGCUCGCCAUUUGAGGAUUGCCAAGUCUGUGGUUUCAAGGACGUAGUCUUUCAGAGCUGCCCAAACUGUGCAGAACUGAGAGUACUGUUGGGAAAUGGCAACGCGGGAGCAACUCAGAGGUCGAUGCUACCCGCACUGUCUCACAACAGACCUCUGUUGAAGUGCAGAAAACUGGGCAUGCGAGGUCUGCGUUGCAGAGAGGUAUGCCAGUUUUGGGAGGGGGAGGGAGUGGUCCAAGCCCACUAGUGUCGCCAGAGAAGAAGCUGAGAAGGAAACAUCAAGAGAUAGGGAAAGGAGAUGUAGAAGAAGAGGAGAAAUUUUUGGUGGACGAAGAGAAAUUUAGUGUAAAGAAGAGAAUUUUCGUAGAAAGGAGAAAUUGUGUAGAAGAGAAGAAGAAGUGUCGUGUAGAAGAGAAGAAGAAAGGGUUUGUAGAAGAAGAUAAGGAGGUUUUAGUUGAGAAGAAAGAAGAGAAGUGUCUGCCGGACGCUAACGUAUCCCGUUGGCCGAACCGCAGAAUUGCGGUUGAGAAGAAAGAAGAGAAGUUGCUGCCGGACGCUAACGCAACCCGUUGGCCGAACAGCAGAGGUGUAGCUGAGAAGGAAGACGAUAAGUUGUUGCUGAACGCUAACGUAACCCGUUGGCUGAAUAGCAAAGUUUUAGUUGAGAAGGAAGAUGAGAAGUUGUUGCUGAACGCUAACGCAACCCGUUGGCCGAACAGCAGAGUUGUAGAAGAGAAAGAGUUGCUUGAAGAAGAGAAAGAGAAAGUUUUUGUAGAAGAGAAAGAGAAGUUGUUUGAAGAAGACGAAGAGAAGAGUAGUAGAGGUAGUGCAGAGAAGUCGAAUCUUGAACUGAUUCCAACUUCGAGUUUAUCAUCGCCCAUGGUUACAGAUCACUGUGAAGAUACGAAAGCACAGCCAGUCAUGUUGAGUCCAGCAGCUAACAGCCGUGGCAGGAUUAGGGAAACCCUAGCUCAAUACGAGAGGAAGAACGAGUCGGUCGAGGAAUCGACAUUCUUACCACUUACAAAAUUGCAGACUAGAACCCAACCUCAACCGGCGUUACAGCCUGAUCAAGUUAACAGACAAGAUGCCAGUAGUACUUCAGGGUUUCAACCAGAUGAUAAAAUCAAGAAGUGUUCGGAGUCAGCAUUCCUGAAUGAAGAGAAAAUGCGUUGUAGAAGAAGAAUGUUGGAGAGUGAUGAAGAGAAGAAGACGUAUGCGAAUGCUGACGCAACCCGUCGGCUCAGCAACAUCGUAGUCAUGAAGCCAAGGACAACUGCUAGUGCUGUUACAGCCUGGCCGUCCAGUAGUGACGACGAGGAGGAGAAGAAGAAUAGUAGAUGUAGAGCAGUGAAGUUAUGCAGUAGUGUGAUUCCAUCCUCAAGUAACGAUUGUCUAUCAUCACAUAAGGCUACCGAUCGCCGUGAAGAUACGAACGUACAACCAGUCCAGUUAAAAUCAGCAGCUAACAGCAGUGGUCGAAUAAUGGACUCAAUAGCUCAAGACGAGGUGAAGAACGAGUCGGGAGAGAACCCGAGGGAUUCAUCGCUCUCAAUAUUGCAGCCCAGAGCCAAUUUUCAGCCGUUGUUACAGCCUGACCGAAUCAACAGACAAGAUGCCAGUAGUACUUCGGGAUUUCAGCCAGAUGGUGCAAUCAAGAAGAGUUUGGAAGCCUCAUUCGCAGAUGAAGGAGAAGUGUUGGAGCAGAAAGAUGUUGAAGAGAAGAUCAAGAAAGAAAACAUGGACGAGCAGACGAAGGAGGAGGUCGUGGGUUCGAUGGUUGGAGUGGAGAGAGAAGAUACUUGUGAACCUCUCAAGGACGAACUUACUGCCUGGGCCCUAACCGUAAAUGAGCCAGAAACGCCAGAAGUGCAGCACUCGUGUCUUGAGCCAGCUCAUGAAGAAGAGAGAGAUUCGAAAGCCAAAAAGGAGAGAAGAGUUUUCGUUUGGACAGAAGUCAGUUGCCGAACGGUUUUCGAUCGAGGAAAAAGUCUCAUGGAAGUAUACGUAGCAACCACGAUCACUAUGGCCACCAAUAAAGGCGUUUGGCCAGAGGACGUAAGGAGAGGUACAUAUCGAGCCCUCUUCGAUCGCGGCCGGAAUCACAGCCAAACUUACAGCCAGUUACAGCCAGUAAAAUAGAAAAGAGCCGAGAAACAGCCGAGUAGCCGUAAGCCCGCACGGGAGAGAGAGAGAGAGAUACCAGCCGCGCGACUACACACACACGCUGGAGCUCACGCACGCUCACACCUAAGCCGCUCGAGUCAGAAGAUAAGCCCGCCGCCGGGAGGGGGAAAACCUCGCGCCAGGCCGCGGCAGCAGAUACUAUACUGCUACUUGUAUGUGUGAGGCGUUGAGUGUGUGUAAAAAGAAUAUUCACCUAUGUAACCUAAAGAAUUAUUUAUUUGUAAUGUAUGACAUGAGAGGUGGUAUGAUACAGUGUGAAAACCCAACGAUCGCACGAGAAAACAUAUGUAAAUCGCCAAAUGUAACGGCACUAGACCGAUAACUAUGUAUUGCGUUUGUGUGAGUACUCUAGGGAGGUGUACCGUCGCGCCUCGACCAGAGGAUUCGCCCACUUGGUUUUUCGUCGCAGCCCAGAGAACAUCCCUACGGUUGACCAGACAUUUGUUUAUUGAGAGUAGAGUAAUAUAAGAGUGCGUUAUCCUGUGAUUGUUAUAAGAACGAGGGAGAGGUACGAGAGAGAACUUCAGCCGGAAGGUAGUGUUUAACGGUAAUAUUUAUGAUAUAUAUUGAGUGUGAGAGGAAUAAGCCGGACGUUGCGAAAGUCGGAACGUUACUGCCUCGUGGCAACAUUUUUGACGAGCUGAGAUUUGUAGUACCGGAUAACUGUGCGAGCGUUGUGUGCGAAAACGGAAAUUGUAGCUAGUAGAAAAUAUCACCUUAGAGCCUCGCGUUUAUUAUAUUACCGCCGGUUUUUUUUUGUAAGUAAAGAUUUGUGAAGUGAUAAUCAGUC
Nasonia vitripennis (jewel wasp) is the source of this 3838-nucleotide messenger RNA. Its product is annotated as caldesmon-like. The coding region runs from base 1066 to 3003 and encodes 645 amino acids. NCBI's taxonomy places the organism in Eukaryota, Metazoa, Arthropoda, Insecta, Hymenoptera, Pteromalidae. The transcript has 2 exons. The record is from RefSeq and is a predicted model, not a curated record.